Messenger RNA from Parnassius mnemosyne (clouded apollo), 5575 nucleotides. The record is from the annotation of a GenBank genome assembly. Lineage: Eukaryota; Metazoa; Arthropoda; Insecta; Lepidoptera; Papilionidae.
AAUUGUGGAUGUGGAAUGUGUUUUGUAUUGUGAGUGAAUGGUGGCUGUAGAAUAGAAAUCGUAAAAUCUGUAGUUGUCAUGUGGUUAUGUGCGCGUGUCGUUAGAUAAGCAACCGUGUACUGUGAUAGGGGUGUUGCGACGAUCCACCACUGUGGAAUGGUUCCGGAGUGUUGGCGGUGUCUUGUGAAUUUGAGAGGUUGAGGUGAGCUCAGCACGAUGGGGAAGCUACUAUCGAAGAUCUUCGGUAACAAGGAGAUGAGGAUAUUGAUGCUGGGGCUCGAUGCUGCCGGAAAGACUACUAUUUUAUAUAAGUUAAAAUUAGGUCAGUCAGUCACAACGAUACCGACAGUCGGUUUCAACGUUGAAACCGUCACGUAUAAGAAUGUCAAAUUCAAUGUAUGGGACGUUGGGGGGCAGGACAAGAUACGACCGUUAUGGAGGCAUUAUUACACAGGUACGCAGGGUCUGAUAUUCGUCGUGGACUGCGCUGACCGCGACCGCAUCGACGAGGCGCGGCAGGAGUUGCACCGGAUCAUAAACGAUCGCGAGAUGCGCGAUGCGAUCAUACUCAUAUUCGCCAAUAAGCAGGACUUGCCUGACGCGAUGAAGCCACACGAGAUACAGGAGAAGCUCGGGCUGACGCGUAUCCGCGACCGCAACUGGUAUGUGCAGCCGUCAUGCGCCACGUCGGGCGACGGGCUGUACGAGGGGCUCACGUGGCUCACCAGCAACCACAAGUUAUGAGCUGCGGAGUAGGCGGCGCCGCGCCGCCACGCUCCCUAACACGAUGAGGAUGCCAUUUAAUUUAAGUAAGCUGCGCCCAUGCCGUCGGAUAUAGUAACCUGGUGUACCAGUGCGGAUUUAUUGGACAUUGACUCUAACAUAUACAAUGUGGAAGGUGCGUCCACUGGACUUUGCGAGUGCGAGACAUUACAACUGUUAGUUAGAUAAACAAGUGAAUUUGUCACACAAAACGAAAAAUCGUCUAUUCCAUUAUUUAAUUAAAAUAGAGUUUUGUUGUAACGAAAUAUUUUGAUUAUUAUUUUUUUAUGUUAUUUAAAAAGGAAAUGAUUACGUAGAGUAAAUGAUUUUUUAUUAUUCGUAUUAUAUUAUGAGUAUUAUAAAAGAAAAUUAAUUUAAUGUUUACCUCCUUUUUUGUAUGAUAGUAAGGUAGAAAGAAAUUCGAAGUUUCUCAAGCAUUAUAGUAAUCAAUUGAUUAAAUUAAGAAUCGAGGAUGUGUGAAAGGUGUAUUGAUUAUUAAAGUAUACAUAAAAAGCAAUAACGAGUUGCACGCCUGCGUAUUUAGCGAAUUGUAUCAUAGCUUGAUUUGUAACACAUUCUGUGGGUGAUAACGAAAAUAAUUAAAACAAAGUUAUUAUUGUAAUCUGUACUCUUUUAAUUUACGUAACAAUGCUACGGGUCCCACAACACACAGGUACGUACUUUAAUUUUGUAAAUAUACAACUUCAGGUAACCCUCAUGCUCGUUUGCUUCACUUCUAUAUUAAAAAAAAGUGAAUUGUCAAAUUAAGUGACAUUAGACAUUAUCAGUGUGGUCAACACAAUAAAUAAUAUUUUGUAAUAAUUGUUGAACAAUGAAAUAAUAAUAAUUUAUCUCAUUUAAAUCUUCCGUUUGCUGUGCUGAAGGUACUCACGGAUAGAAAAACAGGGCGGCGAAGGAUUUGUGCAUUUCAGUUGGAGUCUACAAAUAUUUUGCCCGUGCCAUAUAUUAGUUUGUUUUCUUUUACCGAUAUACAGGGCGAUUUUGCAAUAACCGGCCAAAUUUGCAGAGAAGGUCCAGAAUAUGUAAAAAGUAUAGGCGAAUGGUGAAGAAAAAUUAAUUAAAAAAAAUCUUAAACAUUGUGUCCUUUUUAUCUUUUAAAUUCAAAAUCCGUGGUAAUGCACUACUUUAACUGCGUCCGCACACAUUUUUAAGGGUAAAAGUAGAAGCCUUAUUUACUCGUAUUUUCAAAAACUGCAUUAACGGUAUGCCAUUAUUUAUAUAUUUGAACUUAUGUUUAAAAUUUGACUAGUUAUUGAAAAAUAACCUUGUAUUUAGAGCAACAAUUAUUAAUCAUGAUGCUGUGACGCUAAACAUAAAAACGUUCAAUUUUUUAAAUUAACAUUUUUUUGAACUAUUAAAUGUGACAGUGGAUGCUAAGAUUGGAUUAUGAAUUAUAAUAUUUAGGUAAUAUUUUAUAGGGACCAUUUCUGAUUUUUCUGCAAAUAGUGGUAGGACUAGUUCACAUUGGAGCAUGUUUAUUAUGUACAUAAUUUGCACAAAAGGUGAUAUUUGCUGCUAAAGUUGAUUGUUUGCUGCUAAAGUUGAUUGUUUGUUACGAAAUGGCAUUUUAAGAGAUUUAAUGUCAUAAUGAGAGAAGUGUUUGUUAGCUUUAUAUACCCCGGCGUGUAUUCACCUUGAUGUAUAACUGUUACGCUUUUUUGUUUUUUUAUUCAAUAAUAAAUAUUACAAUUAUACUUUUGAUACAUGGUUUUUCAUCACAUUCAUACAUUCCACCAUGAAGCAAAUUUACUUUCGUAUAGAGUAUGUAAGAAGUCAAAUUUAUUAAUUUUUAUCAUAUUUCCGAAGUAAGGUAGUUUUAGAUGUACAGAUAAUAAGAGAACAAAUUUCUCUACCGUUAAAACACAAGUGUUAGAUUUUAUUUCAAAAGUCUAGCCACAAUUGUAAUACCAUAGACACACUUUGUAAAAGUCUGUGUCAGCAACAUAUAAUUGUCGCAAUCUAUAUGCAGUAAAUAUUAAAAAAGACAAGAAAAUUAGUUUUCAGUAAUAAAAAGUCUGUACACUAUAUUUAAAAAAGUUAUGGAACCCUAAAAAAUGAAAAAAUUCACUUAAAAUUUUUAUAUAACCUUGAAACAUAACGAGCUGAUAAUCUUUAAACGACAGAACAGAUUUUCUUGAAACAGCUAAGAACACUCCAUUAAGACCUUUCAAACGAAAAAAAAACUAAAUCAAAUUCGGAUUCAUCCGUUCAGGAGCUACUUACUAAUACAAACUUAUAACACCUCUAUGUUUUCGUCGGGGGUUAAAAAACAAUAAAAUAUAAUAUUAUAGUAUUUUUUUUAAGAAAUAAAAAUUAUUAAUUGAAGAUGAAAUUGAUAGAAAUUAAAAGAUAAUUAUAAUUACCGUGGACUCUCGAUAAAACUUGUAUUAUAAAAAUUACCAUCCAAGAGCAUAGCUCAAUUACUUAAUUUAAAUAAAGAAAAACUAAAAAAAAUAAUAGAUAUUUAUAAUUAAAAAAUACCUCGUGUUAAUGUAAGAUAGGAACUUCAAUGGUGCUUACUUACCAUUUUGAUUUAUAUAAAUGCACUCCGUUUAGGUAAAUGAGGAACUUAGGUUUGUUUUUUACAAGCACUUUUUUAAAUAAAAGUAGGGAGGCUUUUUAUUACAGUGAGGCAAUGGAGUCUCUUAUUUUGCAGCAAGAAUACCUUUUAACCAAUACACAGAAGUAGUGACAGGUAUGCAGAUAUGAAAAAUUAAAUCAUCUUACCAUAAUAUAAUAAUAUAAUUAAACAGUACUAUACAAUACAAAUGCCACUAUAGUAAAUGUAUACUAACCUCAUGUUAACCGUCAUUUAGCAUAUAUUGGCCCAUAAACUUCACCGUCAGUGGAGUCCGAUGGUUAAUGACAUCAUCACUAUAAUGUUGGUAAUAUAAAUAUUUCGUAGUGCAGAUCUUUGUUAUCAACCCUAGUAAACACACAGACAUAGACUAGUAAACAGGUAGUUAAGGACUGUAAUACCAGUAGUCGUACACUUCAUAUUAAGAAAGCUGAGUGAUGACCUGAUCGUUGGAUUCAGGUGGCUUAGGACCGCGUUUUGUGGCAUUCCUUGGGGGAGGCCUAGGUUCAGCAGUGAACUUGUGAAGGACAGUAACGAUGACUAAAGGAAUAUGGCUAUUUUAAUGGAAUAUUAGUGAAACAAAAAACUUUAAUACAAAGAAAUUUUAAAUAAGUAUACGCUGAACUCUAUUGCCAUCUCGCUUGCCAAGCGUGGCAACUAUGAGGGAGGCCUAUGUUCAGCAGUGAACUUUAAUAGGCUGUAAUGGUAACGGUAAAUAACAUUUACAUUUAUAUCCAUUCGGGCAUGUUCGACCAUAGGCCACGGAUCUCCGUCAAAGCGCACGUAACCAUAGGAUUAGAUUAGGGUAAAUGAAAAAUAAUUAAAAGUCCGGUAACAGUAAUAUUUGUAGGUAUUACUAAAUACGUUUAAAAACAUUUAAAGAUUACUUGGAGUGGUUAACAGAAGUAUGAAUGUUAAUAGCAUUAUAAGCACUUAUGCUAUGAAAAAAAUUGCCGAAGAUCAAAUUAAAUUUUUUUGCAUUACAUUGAGUGUUCAUCGAAAGAACUACAGACGAAAAUUGAUAUUUUUUUAAAGUUCUGCCAUACAUUCAUACCAUUACUACAACAAAAUAAUGAUAGUCUAUAUCCAGACAAAAUUAAUUGGGUACUUAACACCAAUACUAAUUGAAAUAAUUUUUUGAGCUGUGAUUAUAUUAUAGUCUGGUUGCUAUAAAAAAUUAUAUGAAAAUAAAUUUUAUGACGUCAUAUUUUUCAUGUGUUUUAUUCAAUAUUUUUCUGUGGUUUGCAAGUUCAAUCAAACAGUCAUCAUAUUUGUAUAUAAGUAAAGUUUUUAAGGAUAAAAACCUAACUUUUCCUAAAAUAAAAAAGUGACCAUGUUUUAGAUAUAGCUAAAUGUAGCAAAUUCAAAAAUUUUAUUAGAAUUUUUGAAGUUAAAACUUCUUUAGCCGCGUUGAGCGAUUUUCGGUAGGGGAAAAACUUAUGGAUUCGCGUCACCGAUGACCUCGACAUGCUCGUGAAGUAUGUACUAGGCGCUGCUAAUCUGGCUCUAGCCAGACUAGCGACGCGUAGUACAGCGGCUUGCGUACAUGUAUACGCAUAUCAUUCAGAUUUCACUUCUAUCGGCGGUCCUUAUGACUGCCUCUGUUUUUUUUUUAUUAAUGAUGGUGUCAACUACCCAGUUAUAGUAAUAUAAUAAACUUAUUUUGUUACCCUAAAAUUGAUUUGUUAUAACAUAACAAAAAGUAAUAAUAAAGCUCACGAGAUAAUUUCGAGUUCAACCUCAAUAUUCACAAUACCAAAAUUUGUGUAACAUUCUAGGCUUAAAUUUUGACAUUGCAAAGAGAUUAAACUUGAGAAUGUCUUCGAUUCCGGUCAAGAUCCCAUUCACUUGAGCCUUAGUGAUGCUAGUGUUGCACUAUAAUUCCUAAUAAAAUGUAAACACCGUGCUAUGUUUGUUUACAAUUAUAAGCAACUGCUUACAUCGCUAAUGUUCUUAUGAAAUCAAAUUUAGCUUAUUAUGAAUAGUAUUAAGGUAUAACCUAUCCAUAUAAUAAAGAAUUUAAGUACCAAGAAAUUGUUCAAAGUGCAAUUAAAAUACAUGAUAAUCAUGCAGCGUUUGUGACCUAAGAAUGUGUUGAUAUAAGUUGUUUGAUUUAAAUUUUGUUAUAUUUGUACUAUUCCAGGAUGUAUUAGUGAGUUCGGAUCUGAUGUAAUAUUAUUGUGGCAAAGUUAUUCAAUAUAAAUUCACACCAUU